Molecule: messenger RNA, 5981 nt
Organism: Benincasa hispida (wax gourd)
Lineage: Eukaryota; Viridiplantae; Streptophyta; Magnoliopsida; Cucurbitales; Cucurbitaceae
Source: RefSeq, a predicted model, not a curated record
AGAGAGAUAGUUCAACAAACUUGCACCAUACGUGACAUGUUUUUUCCUUCUAUCAUGCGCAGCACUCGGCAAUUAUUUUAUUUUAUUUUAUUUGGUCAGAUUUUAACAAUCAGGCCUUUUCUUCCCCCCUCCCCCCAUUACCAACUACUGCACCCAACCCCGCCAGACGCCGCUUCUGCACGACGCAGUCUCAGCGGCUGCCGCCGCACUCUCAACUGCCACAGUCCGCUUCUCGACGAAUUCGCCACGCACGGAAAACCCACGAAAGCCAGCCAUAUCUGCUACGCUAGUGGUGAUCCACAAGCAGAGGCGACACAAUCUCAGACAUCCGGCAGUUCGAGACCCACGAGCACGACGACUGGGCGGCGAAGACCUCAGAUCUGAGGUAGCUCCAGCGAACAACGACGCCCGACGCAUUUCUCGGGAGUUCGACAACCUUUGGCAACUACCCACAACCCGAACUACUUCGGAUCCCAUAGACCGCAGUGUUUAGAUCUGUGAGUUCGAAUUAUUUUGAUCACGUUUCAGCGAGGACACAAGUCCUUCUUAAUAAGGUUCAGAUUAGUUUCAGGCCGAUUGAAUUAAGGUUUAGGGUCGACUUCGGGUAUGAAUAGUUGGUAACCUUCUUGCCUUUCGGUCUUGAUUAAGGAUUUCAAAGUGAGUUCUAAGCUCGAGACCUUGUUUUUGUUGUUUCAGGAGUAUAUCGAAUAGUUUAAGAGUGCUUUAAGACUUUCGUAAGUGGUCUCUCACUCGUGGAGCGUUGUUUUGUUGUAUUGCUUAAAUAUCCACUUGUUUGAAUUCUUCGAACUAUUGAAAUGUUUGUUUUUGUCUGGAAUUUGGAUAUUAUGGCUCUUUAUUUACUAUGCUUGGUUGUUUACAUACUAUGGAACUAUUAAGUGGUUUGUACGGAAUUGGGAUAUUAUGGCUCUUUAUUUACUAUGCUUGUUUGUUUACAUAUGAGAUUGUUGAAUAGCAUGGUUAAUAGUGUGAAGUUUUCAAUGUGUCUAAGUUGAGUAAGUUUGGAGGUAAGUAAACUAGCACGGUUAAUUAUGUUGAGUACUGGGUGCCUCUAUACAAAAGUCAAGAGUCGAUACACAGAAAAUUUGUAUAGGGAGUAAGGAUCGCCUUGUGUAGUCACAAGUCCUUCGUAAUGAUUAUUGGCUAUAAAUUGACAUGUUAGCAUUCAGGAAACCUUGGGUCCGAUAGUAGAGUUAUAUUGGUUAAGAAUAGUGUGAAGUUUUCAUUGUGUCUAAGUUGAGUACGUGUGGAGGUAAGUAAACUAGCACGGUUAAUUAUGUUGGGUACUGAGGUGCUUCUAUACAAAAGUCAAGGGUCGAUAUGACAGAAAAUUUGUAUAGGGGGUAAGGAUUGCACUUAUGUAGAGUCACAAGUCCUUUGUAAUGAUUAUUGGCUAUGAAUUGAUGUGUUAGCAUUCAGGAAACAUUGGGUCCAUUAGUAGAGUUAUAUUGGUUAAUAAUAGUGUGAAGUUUUCAUUUUCUCUAAGUUGAAUAAGUGUGGAGAUAAGUAAACUUGCACGGUUAGUUAUGUUGGGUACUGGGGUGCCUGAAUACAUAAGUCGAGUCAAUACAUAGACAAGUUGUAUAGGGCUUGCCAAUUGUGAAUAUUGAGGCACCCAUGUACAGAGUUCGGAGAUCAAUAUUCAUAAUCAUAAUGGCAUGCAAGAGAUAGCUAGGCGCCUUACUAUCAAGGUCAGAGAUCCAUAUACAUGCAUGGGUUCUAUUUGACUGUAUAUAUACUUUUUUGAAUUAUAAUCAAAGGAAAGAGUUCUAGGAGUAUUAACUUUGGAAAACUUAUGUUUUAGCCUACUGGGAAAAGUUCAAAUUCUGUUGGAUAAUUUCAAGUGUUUGUGAGUUCUAGAAUUACUUGAUUUUCGAAUUAUGACUUCAGUUGAUAUACGAGUUUUUAGAUUCUGGUAAACCAAAUGUGAUUAUGGCGAUUCUCAUCAAGGUCUUUGAUCAUUGAUUUAUGAAACCAAGUUAUGAGGUAUUAAUUCUAAAUGAUUAUGAUUUUAGUAUGGGUCGAAUAUGUAUUAUUAGAAAUUAGUUUUGAACCACUAAAUUGUGUAUCCAUGGUGAUUUUUCGAUAGAGUCAUGUCAUGUGAAUGUGUUUUUGUAGUGUAGCUAUGAUAUAUAUGAGGUCUUUCAAACCCACUUUGGCACACAUAAGCUUUCGACAAUGUGUUGGGGUGUGAGGGUUGCACUACACAUGUAUGGCAAGUUGUUCUACUAUAUUCCUUGAGCUUACUUGAUGCAUAAGCAUAACAUGACUACAUUCUCUCUACUAUAUACUUUGAGAAUAUUUUGUAUACAGUAUGAGUAGAUUCAUUCAACUUUCCAUCAGUAACUAGUUGCACGUUGUUUUUUGUGUGUACUACUUGUUGGUACAUCUUUGUAACCAGAGUACACUUUGAGAAAUUACUUGGAAUGUUUCUCAUUAAAAAAAAAAAAAAACCAGAGUAGCUAACAUGUUUUCAUCGGAAUUGUACUAAUUUGAGUUUUAUGUUGGUUUGUAAAUUGAAACAUGUAUGCUUUUCCAUCAGUUCUUUUUACCCAUAUUAUGGUUUUGGAUUUCUGAAUUGAUGGCUGAUUUGUGUGCGAUAAGACACAUUUGGCGGUAGAAUUGGAGUUCAAAAUAUAAUAUUUUUAGGAGUAUAUUUAAACUUAUGAAUUUUGUUCGAUAAAUUUUUGCCAGCCACCUUUUGUUUUAAAAAAUGCUUUAGUUUUUGUAAGUUGACGAUAGACUCCCUUUAUUAGUUGUGAUUUUAUUGUUGACACAUCAGUUAGGGUAUUCUGGGGCAGGGUGUGGGGAUGAUUUUAGCAAUUUUAGUUGUCGUUCGACGCACUUGAAAGAGAACUAGUUAUUAUAUUUGCUCUGCUCCCCAUAUGCUUCUGUUGUAUCAUGUCCUGUUUGCUUCACAAAUUUUGACUGUGAAUUUCAUAACUUACCGGAGUUUGUUUAAUAUAAUUAGGGAUUUAGUUUCUACAUCUUGGAUUUUUUUUUUGGGUGAAAUUUGCAGAAUUGAGAUUGAGGAAUGGCUUCGAGGAUUUGUAUGAAUGUGUCGUGCGGAGCAUCCUCUUCAACCGAGUGGAGGAAAGGUUGGGCUCUACGAUCCGGCGAUUUUGCUACUCUUUGUGAUAAGUGCGGGUCUGCUUACGACCAGUCAAUUUUCUGCGAUGUGUUCCACUUAAAAGACUCUGGCUGGAGGGAGUGCACCUCAUGUGGCAAGCAUCUUCAUUGUGGAUGCAUUGCUUCCAAGUUUCUGAUGGAGCUUCAUGACAGUGGGGGGGUGAAUUGCAUAAGCUGCGCAAAAAAUUUAGGACUUCAUACUACUAGUACCGGUGAAAAGUUGAAUGGGCUUGGCACAUCACAAGUUCAAAAUUCUGGUGAUUUACAAUCAUUUUUAGUGGAAGAUGGUAACAAUGAUAGAAUAACACUCAUCCAAUCGGGAAACAAGACAGAGGGAAAUGAGCUUAGACAAUCACACCUAUCUCAAAGUAAUAACAAAAAUGUAUCCUUAGUUCAAAUGAAACACGAAGAAAAUUGUCCUUCAGUGAGAGAUGUUGGGUAUGCCUGUUCCUUGGAAUCCACUCAGGUCAUGAAUGGGUUGAAUGAAAUUGCCAAACAGGAAAUCUGCAAAGGAGACAAUGGAACAAAGUUUACUUGUGAUUCACUUGCUUUGGGCUGUGGUAACUCAAAUUCUCUUCCUGGAUUUUCGAUUGAUGAAAAGGAGGAUAACAAGUCAUCAUCUCCUUUGCUUCUAGGUUCUAGAUCUCGUCAGCUUAUUCCGAAGCCUGCACGUUCAGUGUUUAAUGUAGGGUCAGAGCCAAAUGCUAGCAUGGUUUCACAAGUACGUGUUGCAAGGCCACCUGCAGAAGGGAGGGGGCGGAAUCAGUUGCUUCCUCGAUAUUGGCCCAAGAUUACUGACCAGGAACUGCAGCAGAUAUCUGGAGCUUCAAAUUCCACUGUUGUGCCAUUGUUUGAAAAGAUGCUCAGUGCCAGUGAUGCUGGUCGGAUAGGUCGAUUGGUUGUCCCGAAAGCUUGUGCUGAAGCGUAUUUCCCUCCAAUCUCUCAGCCAGAGGGCCUUCCUAUAAGAAUUCAAGAUGUCAAAGGAAAAGAGUGGGUGUUUCAGUUCAGGUUUUGGCCCAAUAAUAAUAGUAGAAUGUAUGUUUUGGAAGGUGUAACUCCCUGCAUCCAGUCCAUGCAGUUGCAAGCUGGAGAUACUGUGACUUUUAGCCGCAUGGAUCCAGAGGGCAAACUUAUUAUGGGAUUUCGCAAGGCAUCAAGCUCUUCUAUUAUGCAGAAUUAUUUGAUUGAACAGGAUUCUCAUCCAUCUGCACUUUCUACUGGAGGUCAUUCAAGUGAAUUUUUUUCAAGUGUUUUUGAAAAUCUUCCUAUUUUGAGUGGCCAUUCCAGCCUUCUCCAGUCCUUGAAGGGCAACAUGGAUCCCCAGCUCAAUUUAUUGCCUGGGUACUUCAAUCAACCAGGUAAUGAUAUGAGCUGGCAAAAAGCUGAGAAGCAAGAUGAUCAAUCAAGAGAGUGCUUGCUCCUGUCUUCAAUGCUGGUACCAGAGAGGAAAAGAACUCGAAAUAUAGGGUCUAAAAGUAAAAGGCUGCACAUCGAUUGUCAGGAUGCUCUGGAAUUGAAACUCACAUGGGAAGAGGUGCAGGAUUUGCUUUGUCCACCACCCACUGUCAAACCGAGCAAGUUCAUGGUUGAGGAUCACGAAUUUGAAGAGUAUGAUGAACCUCCAGUUUUUGGGAAGAGGAGCAUUUUUGUGGUUCAUUCAACUCGGGGACAAGAGCAAUGGGCACAGUGUGACGAUUGCUCAAAAUGGCGAAGAUUGCCCGUAGAUGUACUUCUGCCCUCCAAGUGGACAUGCUUGGAAAACAUUUGGGAUCAAAGCAGGAGUUCAUGUUCGAUACUUGAAGAACUGACAACAAGGGAACUGGAAAAUAUUCUCAGAUUGAAUAAGGAAUUCAAGAGGCAGAGAACUUUGGCUUUCCAUAGACCAAUCCAGGAUCAAGAAUCCUCUGGUCUGGAUGCUCUGGCGAAUGCUGCAACUUUAGGAGAUAAUGCCAGUGAUCCAGCUACUGCAUCAGUUGCAACUACAACAAAGCAUCCAAGGCAUCGUCCUGGUUGCUCGUGCAUUGUGUGCAUCCAACCUCCCAGCGGAAAGGGAAAGCACAAACCUACAUGCAUGUGCAAUGUUUGUAUGACAGUUAAACGUAGAUUUAAAACUCUAAUGAUGCGCAAAAAGAAGCGGCAAUCUGAGCGUGAAGCUGAAAUUGCCCAGAAGAAUCAGCUUAAGUGGAGCUCUAGAGAUGAAACUGAGUUGGACAACACCUCUAGGCAUGUAUCCCUGAACCUCAAUCCUUCUGGAAAUGAAGCCCAAUUGACGACAAAUGAUUCUAGAAGCCAAAGUAAUUUGGUCGAAACUGGCAAGGACCAAUUGGAUUUAAAUUGCCAUCCUGACCAAGAAAAUGAAGUAAAAGGGGUACCAAACCGAGUGAGCAUGAUGAGUCUUGUUCAAAUAGCAAGCCUGCCAUUGGAGACAUAUUUGAAGCAGAAUGGUCUUACAAGUUUGUUACCAGAGCUACAGGUAAGUUCGGCAUCACAUGCGCCAGCCCAAGGUACAAAUGAGAUUGAAGGAGCUCUAAAUGAUGAUGGGUGUUUUGCUUCUGCUGCUCAAGAUCAGGAAAGUGAGGGAGAACAAAUUUGUGGAAAAGAUCAAAGUUGAAAUUCAAUCCCGAUAGUUGGAUCUUAAAGAUGCUGCUCUUGUUUGUGAUUAUUAGAUACUAACAUCUAAAAUAUAGGUUAGUUAUUUAAUUUCAAUGUAAAUAGAUUAUUAAAUGUAAGUUUGCUUUUUCUCUUGGCCAAAUGUAUAUAACUUUCCCUUGUUUAACGUACAGAGUUUUUCCCGUUGAAUUAAUGUUGGAAAAUCCUCGAUCCAAUUGAUACAA